AUGCCACCCAAAUAUUGGAAGCCCGCGAACUCGGAUGUUCGAAAAAUGAGUCCGAAUGGGUUGAGAAUUCGCAAGAAGAAUUUUGCAACGACCAGAAUUCAUAUUACUCCGUUUAUGGGAGAAUUGGCGAGACGGAGAAGGAAGUUGGAUAGGUUCGAGUUGUUCUUGCAUGGAACUUUGGGUAUUUGGAAGAUGGAGCACAUUUGCAUCGGCUCAUCACACGAAUGGAAGGUGUCUAUAAUUCCACGUGGCCAGAAUACAAAACCAUCGGGAGUUAGCUCAAUUCCACCGUUCACUAUUGAUGGCAAGGCAGAUGAGAGAUUCAAUAAGUUUUAUAGAACCAUCGACAAAGUGAUCAACAAACUGGACUUGACCAAUAGUGGAGAUUUACACGUGAGAGAAGGAGAACCACAGAUUCGUUUGGAGGGAUCCACCAAAGAUCUAUCGGUUGAGUCAUCGGCUCGUGUGGUCUCCAGAACUACCAUAGGUCCAGGAGUCACAAAUAAAGUCAGUGUGAUCCCAUUCCGCCCGUUACGGUUUACGCCACCUCCUUCGUCUUCUUCUGCGUCCUCAAACCGUAUCGAACAACCUGGACCACCUGGGAUCUCCCCUGGACCAUCGCCCGGACAAUGUGGCAUUGCUCCAGACUUCACCCCGUGUGUCUCUAAUGAAAUCGCCAGUAAAUCGUUGCUAGAAUGUUGUAAACGAAAAAAUCUACCCGCCGGAUGUCAACAGUUGUGUAGAUAUGAUAUUACGCAGGCGGAGAUACGCGCCGCCAUGGACCGUGGUCAGUGUGGAAUAUUCAACGUGGCACCGUUCCUCGAGUGUGCCUCACAGGGAAAAGAUAACUCGGAGUGCUGUCGACACAGAGGCAUUGUUCAGAAGACUGGUCCACAAUGUGAGCAAUUUUGUCGUCCCGCACAAGGACUAUCAGCUCUGGGCGUUCAACAUAUCGUAUGUGGAAACGCCGUUGGCGAUAUGCUUCAUUGCCAUCAUUCUGGUGUUCGAAUUUAA
Caenorhabditis briggsae is the source of this 1014-nucleotide messenger RNA. The coding region runs from base 1 to 1014 and encodes 337 amino acids. The record is from RefSeq and is a predicted model, not a curated record. The transcript has 6 exons. Lineage: Eukaryota; Metazoa; Nematoda; Chromadorea; Rhabditida; Rhabditidae.